AUGACGGUACAAAAAUAUCAGUACAUCCAACGUACCGACCGAUACAUCGUCGCCAUCCCUAGAAUCCAGAUUCUGGAAUAUUCUGACUUCGGCGCCACACUCGAGAAUAUUCUCCUUGCAAUGUGUACGCCGACAACCGUACCGACACGUCGUCAAUCUAUUUUUGCAGUACGUGCCGGUCGGAUCGGAAUCGUUCUGUUCGUCAGCCCUAAAUCGCCGCUUGGAAAUCAAUACCGAAUUUUAACUUCCCUCAGAAAUCAAAAUUAUUCGACAAAGCGAUUGAAAAUUUGUGUUGUCAUCCGAUUCGAAUUGAUAGCGAAAAAGGUAUGUAUUUCAUGUUCAUAUCAGUUUGAAAUUUAAAUGCAUACCUACACAAGUAUUUUUCUGACUUUAAUUUAACUUCUUUAACUUUACUAACUUUACAUUAUAUUUUACGAUAAACAAAACUAUUAUCUUUUUUAAUUACUUUUUAAAUUAUUCUAUGAAAACUACAUAACUAGGUACCUACCUACCUAUACUAAUUAUUGUGCUUAAUAUUAGUUAAUUUGCUUUAUUGCUUAGGUAUAUACCUACCCAUUAUAUUAGAUACUAUAUAAUAUGCCUAAGAUUUCCAUUCAAUAGAUAUACCAAAUACCAUUGAUUAUAAAUACUAAUAUUUAAUGAUACUUUUUUUUUACAAACUUACUAUUGUCAUUAUUGAUUUAUUUGAGAAUUUUGAUUUUUAUGUUGGCAGAUUUAUAAAUCAAAAUAAUUAGGUACAUUUUAUGUAAAUAUGUCUACCUACCUAGUAAAAUUAAAUUUUGACAAUUUGAAUAAAAUAUGAAUAAUACAAAUAUUUUACUUAUAAACUUUUAUUUGUUUUCUAUAUUAAUAUAUUCACUCUAUCUAGAGUAGAGUAGAACAAUUUUUUUUAAAACCAUUUUAAAUGGAUUAAUAUUACAAUAUAUUAAUAUUUAAUGUAUUGGUAAUGCACAAUAUAUACUUGAUAGACAUAAUAAUACUAGUUUUAUAAAUGUAUUAUAAUUGUAUGGCAAUUUAAUUGUUAAUUACAUAAACAUAUUUAGAUUUAUAUUCUUUUUGUUUUCCAGAUGUCUCUCUUGACGUUCUUAUUAGUUUUAUUAAUUUUUAUUAGUUUAUAUAGUAUAUUGAAAAUGGAUUAGGUACACUACUUGUAACUUUUGUUAUGACUUGGCAGUGUAAAAUGAUUUCUAUAAUAUAUAUAUAUAUUUCUUUUUAGAUGUCUCUCUCUUACCAUUUUUAUUGGAGGACCUUUCACACCCAACCGUUUACGAUCAGGAUUUUGGAUUGGAAUUGUUAGAUGAUAUAUUAGUACCAACAGAAUAUAGCUCUCAUUUUGGAAGAAAUCCUUUUGGACUUAGAGGUUAUCAAAGACCUAUGCGUCUUGUGGCAGCGCCUAAAAGUGGUUUGUCUCGUAUUCGCAAUGACAAGGAUGUGAAGGUGAUCGAUGAUUACAUCAUAGUGGAUGGCAAACAUGAAGAACGCAGUGAUGAACACGGUUUCAUUUCUCGUCAGUUUACCCGCCGUUAUAAAAUCCCAGACACUGUUGACCCAAAAUCGAUUACAUCAUCUUUGUCAUCGGACGUUGUGCUCAGCAUUGGUGCUCCCAAGAAGGUAUAGUUUAAGAUAAUAUUUACUGUUGAGGUUUAAUCAUAAAUAAUAUCAUAGAUAUAAUAAUAAUAAUUAUGUCUAUGCAUAAUAUUUAAUAGUAUUAUCAACAGGUAUAACAUAUUAAUGAUUUCUGUCAAAUAAUUUAGGUUGUCAAUAAUAAAAAAGAGAUAUCCAUUCCCAUUAUUAAAACUAAUGAGCCCAGUAUUAAAGUAUCAUCUAGCAAAGAAAAUAAGGCAGAAGAAAUAGUGGAUACUAAAUAA
Messenger RNA from Cinara cedri, 1889 nucleotides. The record is from the annotation of a GenBank genome assembly. NCBI's taxonomy places the organism in Eukaryota, Metazoa, Arthropoda, Insecta, Hemiptera, Aphididae.